AUGAAAACAAUUUCGCUUUUUGACCGUCCUUUGGAGAUUCGGGAUACUGAAACAAAAGGUCGAGGUGUGUUUGCCCUAGAACCCUUGCCUGCUCAUACCUGUAUUGAGGUUAGUCCGGUUUUAUUGUUUGAAAAAGAUCAAUAUGUUAAUCAUGGGCAAUAUACUGUUUUAAAUGAGUAUACUUAUGUUUGGUCAAGCGGUAGACAAGGAUUAGCCCUUGGGUUAGGUAGCAUGUUCAAUCAUGAUCGGUGUCCUAAUGUUUAUAGGAAAAAGGACGAGUUAAAUCGUUGCAUAUCUUAUUUUACUUUACGAGAUAUACAUCCUUGCGAAGAGCUAUGUAUAUCUUAUGGUGAGCACUUAUGGUUUGACGAUGGCGGCUCAACAUCUGAACAUAAUCAUUAUGAUUUACCUGAAGAAGAAGAGGGUAGCUUUUUUCAAAACCUGCUUCUAUAA
Schizosaccharomyces octosporus yFS286 is the source of this 453-nucleotide messenger RNA. Its product is annotated as histone lysine methyltransferase Set7. The transcript is spliced from 2 exons. The record is from RefSeq and is a predicted model, not a curated record. Lineage: Eukaryota; Fungi; Ascomycota; Schizosaccharomycetes; Schizosaccharomycetales; Schizosaccharomycetaceae. Bases 1 to 453 code for a protein of 150 amino acids. Gene Ontology annotation, molecular function: protein binding; histone H3K37 methyltransferase activity.